Messenger RNA from Elephantulus edwardii (Cape elephant shrew), 453 nucleotides. RefSeq names its product ribosomal protein L18-like. The transcript has a single exon. Gene Ontology annotation, biological process: translation. Bases 1 to 453 code for a protein of 150 amino acids. The record is from RefSeq and is a predicted model, not a curated record. Gene Ontology annotation, cellular component: cytosolic large ribosomal subunit; ribosome. NCBI's taxonomy places the organism in Eukaryota, Metazoa, Chordata, Mammalia, Macroscelidea, Macroscelididae. Gene Ontology annotation, molecular function: RNA binding; structural constituent of ribosome.
AUGGGAGUUGACAUCUGCCACAACAAUGACAGAAAGGGUCUAUCUUUAGGAACUCAAGAGCAGGCACUUCUACCUCAAGCUGUUGGUCAAGGGCUACAAGUUCCUGGCCGGACUAAUCAACUCCACCACAAACUGAUUCUGCUGAAAAGGCUGUUCAUGAGCCACACCAACCAGCUGCCCCUUGUCUCUUUCUCAAAACCAGACAGCUGUGGUGGACAGGACUAUAAGGUAUGUUAUCUGCAGUGUGAGAAGCAGGGCCAAAGCGGCAUCCUCAAGGCUGGAGGUAAGAUCUUCACCUUCAACCAGCUGGUCCUGGACUCAUCCAAGGGCUGUGGCACUGUGGUGCUAUCAGGGCCACACAAGGGUGCAGAGGUGUACAGGCAUUUCAGAAAGGUGCCAGGUACCCUACACAGCCACACCAAACUAUUUCCACUCCAAGAUCCAGAAUUGUGA